Molecule: messenger RNA, 917 nt
Organism: Penaeus vannamei (Pacific white shrimp)
Lineage: Eukaryota; Metazoa; Arthropoda; Malacostraca; Decapoda; Penaeidae
Source: RefSeq, a predicted model, not a curated record
CUGAGCGCAUCUCGGAGUAAACUCAGUCAUCGCCGUGUCUCCAGUGAACGCAGGCACAGUUCGAGCGGGAUUGCCAGGCGGGAUAGCUUCCAAGGGCAAACGGGUGCGCCCCUUGCUAAGGGGGCACUCAGGUGCUCCGCCGGUCUCCUGUGUCCCUAGGAAAUAGCUGGCUCGCUUACGACAAGAAAUAAAAGACACAUGGCUGUCCAAAACGGAAAAGAGUCAACUAAAGAUGAUAAUAAUGAUGAUAGAGAGACCUCCAGCUUUCGUUAAUGACGUAGGAGGAAACACGGCCAGGACGGGCAAGCAGGAGGCUUUGCUCAUAACGGGGCAGGCAAAUGCGUGCAUAGCGUUGCAUAGCUUUGUAAAGGGUUUGUGUGUGUCGUAAGGGCGUGAGCGAGGCUAGCUACCCCGUUUGCGUUAUCUGCGGAGCGAAGGUCGGCGAUAAGAGGAGGCAGCAGGGCGGCGCCGGCCGCAGCGAGCUCACUCGCAACCCGCAGCGCCAACUGCCGAAGGGACACCGCCAACGCUCCAACAGCAACACCGCAACCGACGCCCCGACCGCUACGAUGGCUUCCCUUUACAGCAACGACCGCCUCAUGGCUCUGGUCCGCGCCGGCGACGCAGAAGGGCUGCGGGCCGCCCUCGCCGCCCUCGCCGCCGACGCCCGCGCCGACUUCCUCCGUGGUAAGCAUAAGGGAGCGACGCUGUCCAGAUGGGUCAUGGGCGGAACGCUCCUGUAUGUGCAGGCAGUCAUUCAGACACAGAGACAGACAGGCAGGGAAAAGCACACAAACACUCAAAAACACGCUCGCCCGCACACAGACCGCCCUUCACUUCGCUGCCAGAACGGACACCUUUCUGUCGUCCAAUUCCUGGCGGAGAACGGCGGCGACCUCAACGCCAGAGACUGGUAA